GUCCGGUUCCCCUCGCCGCUUAUAUAUAUAAUAGCGAGCGUGUCAGCCAUGCCUGGCCAUCAGUACCACGCUGGGGACGCUGCCGGGACCCGCUCGCCCAGCUAACAUCAUAAUCCACCAUGUGUGACGACGACGCGACCGCGCUGGUCUGCGACAAUGGUUCCGGCCUCUGCAAGGCUGGCUUCGCUGGUGACGACGCUCCCCGCGCCGUCUUCCCCUCCAUCGUCGGCCGUCCUCGUCACCAGGGUGUGAUGGUCGGUAUGGGUCAGAAGGACGCCUACGUCGGUGAUGAGGCCCAGAGCAAGAGAGGUAUCCUGACUCUCAAGUACCCCAUCGAACACGGCAUCAUCACCAAUUGGGACGACAUGGAGAAGAUCUGGCAUCACACCUUUUACAACGAGCUUCGAAUUGCCCCCGAAGAGUCCCCAGUCCUCCUGACGGAGGCUCCCCUCAACCCCAAGGCCAACCGUGAGAAGAUGACACAGAUCAUGUUCGAGACCUUCAGUACUCCUGCCAUGUACGUGGCCAUCCAGGCCGUGCUGUCCCUAUACGCCUCUGGUCGUACCACAGGUAUCGUACUGGACUCUGGUGAUGGUGUUACUCACACUGUCCCCAUCUACGAGGGUUAUGCUCUGCCCCACGCUAUUAUGCGUCUCGACUUGGCUGGCCGGGACUUGACCGACUACUUGAUGAAGAUCAUGACUGAACGAGGCUAUUCCUUCACCACCACGGCUGAGCGUGAGAUUGUCCGCGAUAUAAAAGAAAAACUUUGCUAUGUUGCCCUUGAUUUUGAGAAUGAAAUGGCUCAAGCAGCAGCCACCACCUCCCUUGAAAAGUCGUAUGAGCUUCCUGACGGUCAGGUCAUCACCAUCGGCAACGAGCGUUUCCGUUGUCCCGAAGCUCUCUUCCAGCCUUCCUUCCUGGGUAUGGAAUCGUCUGGAGUUCAUGAAACUGUUUACCAAUCUAUCAUGAAGUGUGAUGUGGAUAUCAGGAAGGAUCUGUACGCGAACAACGUCAUGUCUGGUGGUACCACCAUGUACCCUGGUAUUGCUGACCGCAUGCAGAAGGAAAUCACCAACUUGGCUCCCUCCACCAUCAAGAUCAAGAUCAUUGCUCCUCCCGAGCGUAAGUACUCCGUCUGGAUCGGUGGCUCCAUCCUGGCCUCUCUCUCCACCUUCCAGUCCAUGUGGAUCACCAAGGAGGAGUACGAAGAGUCCGGACCCGGCAUCGUCCACCGCAAAUGUUUCUAAUUGGUCUGUUCAAAAACAAAAUUAUAAUUUUUCAACGAUUGUGACUGAUAUAUUAAAUUUUAUGAGCUUUGA
Messenger RNA from Procambarus clarkii (red swamp crayfish), 1322 nucleotides. RefSeq names its product actin-3, muscle-specific-like. Lineage: Eukaryota; Metazoa; Arthropoda; Malacostraca; Decapoda; Cambaridae. The record is from RefSeq and is a predicted model, not a curated record.